AUGUCUCGCAGGCCGCCAACUUGUACUGAGCAGGAGAAGGGGACCAUGGACGAGGACGCUGAGAAGGAGCCGGUGGAGAGCUUGGAAGCUGAGAAUGAACCGCAAGCUGUUGACGAAGCUGAGCAAGCGAUCCCGCACAAAGAUCCCGAGGACCUGGAGUCGAAUGGCGACGAGAGCAGUCGAAAUGCUGACGAUACGGAAAUACUUGACGACGAGAACGGACAACCCGAUGCUGAGUCUGAAGAGUCUCAACCUCACUUUGCGCUGAACGAUUCCUUCGGUCCGAGCAAGGUCUCGCUGAACGGGAUGCACCGGGAUGAAGACAGCUCGCACCCGCGCUGGCGGCGGAGGAAGAAGCAUGUCUUUGUUGUCUCCUCUGCCGGCAAGCCUAUCUUCACGCGCUACGGGGACGAGGACAAGCUCAACCCGCUCUUCGGAGUGAUGUGUAGGUUGUUGAGGUCCGGAGGAUGGUGGGAUCACCAAGGCUCUGCAGGCUCCCUUGUCUCCUUCAUGACGCAGCAUGACGACAUACCCCGCGUCGUCUUCGCGGGAGAUCACAAGAUCGUUUUCCUGAUCCGAGGCCCGAUCUACCUCAUCAUGGUGUCGAGGACCAAGGAGCCAACUCCCCACAUGGCGCGACAGCUGCAGUUUGUGAGCGGCGCGAUGAGACCUUGA
This is a messenger RNA of Guillardia theta CCMP2712, 675 nucleotides long. RefSeq lists its product as hypothetical. Bases 1 to 675 code for a protein of 224 amino acids. The transcript is spliced from 3 exons. Lineage: Eukaryota; Cryptophyceae; Pyrenomonadales; Geminigeraceae. Gene Ontology annotation, biological process: protein targeting to vacuole; vesicle-mediated transport. The record is from RefSeq and is a predicted model, not a curated record.